GACCCUUACGAAACACAAGCCCCCACCCCCACGCAAUAUCCCACGCCUUGUUCUUCUUCCCUUCAUAGCCGGCUCCUUGGCAGUGACUCGGCGUGGGAAACACCACCCGCGCUAACGCCAUCCCUGCAAGGGGCGAGUACGGAGGCGGUGCCGUGCGCGCUCCCGUGCCAGAGUGUAGCGAGCCGCACACAGAAGAGCUUCACUAGGCUGGCAGGAGUUCCUCUGCGUUUCUUUUUGUCAUAUUCAUUCAAAUUUCGCACGUCUACCUCAGCGGUCAGGAUAGUCGUGUGCAAUCCCGGUGUCGAUGCAGUGCCAUGCCGACAACAUGCUGGCGGAUGCCGCGGAGCUGCUCCCUUCGGCGGCUUAGACUAGCGCAGGACCGGCCGCAGCAGGCAGUGUGCGCUUGCAGAACGACGGCAUCAUGGAGACUGGCGGCAUCGUUGCCGCGGUGAUCGAGGAUGUCAGCUCACGGCCCCGGAGGGACCCGGGAAGUAGUCACAUCCUUGAGAGAGACAUGGCACCAUUCAGUCAGCCGAACAAAGACCAAGUCUUACCUCCAGCUAGCAGCAGCAGUCCCUUAGACGAGAGACAACCACAGGACAUAAAGGCGCGGAGUGAUGACAUUGUGGCCGAGCCCCUCUUGCGCUCCUGCGUCAGCACGGCAAGCAUGAAGGUCAAGAACAUGAAGAAGCUAACCUUUCCCAGAGGUCAUUUUCCCCGUCUGGCAGAGUGCGCACACUUCCACUACGAGACUGCCGACUUUGGGAACGUUGAGUUGGCCUUUGCAGAAGGGCAGAGUGAAGGACCAAAGUGGGGGGCCCAGGACUCCAAAGAACUGCUCUUUCUGGUCCAGAUCACCUGCCAGGCUCGAAACUGGUUGGUGAAGAGAUCCUACGAAGACUUCCGUGUGCUGGACAAACAUCUGCACUUGUGCAUUUAUGACCGCCGCUACUCGCAACUCACCGAGCUGCCCAAAUACGACUCAGCGAAGGACACAGCCGAGUCCGUAAACAAGAUGUUGGCCACCUACUUGUCCCGCUUCUCCGUCAUCGCUGACAACAAGAUCAACUGUGCUCCGGUCCUAACAUGGAUGGAGAUUGACAACAAGGGGAACCAUCUGCUGGUGUCUGAGGAGGCGUCCAUCAACGUCCCUGCUAUUGCUGCCGCCCACGUCAUCAAACGUUACACGGCUCAGGCCACCGAUGAAUUGACCUUUGAGGUAGGGGACAUUGUUUCUGUCAUCGACAUGCCUCCCAAAGAGGACACAGGCUGGUGGAGAGGAAAACACGGCUUUCAGGUUGGUUUCUUCCCGAGCGACUGCGUCGAGCUGAUCAACGACAAGCUCCCUCCCAGUGUUCAAAGCUCGGUUCCCAAACCAGUGUGUAAGAAGCACGGCAAGCUGGUGACCUUCCUGAGGACUUUCAUGAAGUCGCGGCCGCCGCCGCAGAAGCUUCGCCAGCGCGGCAUCCUCAGGGAGCGAGUGUUUGGCUGCGACCUGGGCGAACACCUCCACAGCUCGGAACACGAAGUCCCUCAGGUUGUAAAGAGCUGUGCCGAGUUCAUCGAGAAGCACGGCGUGGUGGACGGAAUCUACAGGCUGUCUGGAAUCUCCUCCAACAUCCAGAAACUCAGGCACGAGUUCGACUCUGAGCAGAUUCCCGACCUGAGCCGAGAUGUCUUUCGACAGGACAUCCAUUCGGUGGGCUCCCUUUGCAAGCUGUACUUCCGAGAGCUUCCCAACCCUCUGCUCACCUACCAGCUGUAUGACAGAUUCUCAGAGGCUGUGUCUGCAGCCACAGAUGAGGAGAGGCUGGUUAAAAUUCACAACGUCAUCCAGCAGCUCCCUCCUCCACAUUACAGGACGCUCGAGUACCUUAUGAGACACUUGUCCCGUCUGGCCACCUUUAGCGCUUGCACCAACAUGCACACAAAGAACUUGGCCAUCGUGUGGGCACCAAACCUGCUCAGGUCCAGACAGAUCGAGUCUGCCUGCUUCAGCGGCACGGCGGCCUUCAUGGAGGUGCGCAUCCAGUCGGUGGUGGUGGAGUUCAUCCUGAACAACACCGAGGCACUCUUUAGCACCAAACUCAGCGCUGUCAUUCGGGAAAGCGCCGGUAACAACACCUUAUCCAGACCCAAGUCUCUCCUGGUGUGCUCCCCGUCCACCAAGUUGUUGUCUCUGGAGGAGGCUCAAGCACGCACUCAGGCUCAGCUCAGCUCCCCAGCCACCACGCCCUGCCUGAGCCACAGUGACUACAUCGAGGUCGGGGAGGGGCCCGGGGCUCUGAUGGGCAAGUUCCACACAGUCAUUGAACUGCCGCUGGAAAGUGUCAAGCGGGCUCCGAGCAAAGCCAAGAAGUCUCCUGUGGGCAACUGGUUGUCCUUCUUCCACCUGGGCAAAUCGCACGCUGUGUCCAAGCGUAAACUGAAGCGACACCCCAGCGAGCCCAACGAGAUAAAGAGCAUCACGCUGCCAGGUGGGCUCAGUGGGAGAGGUGAUAGCGGUACACUGCGCUCGGCAAAAAGUGAAGAAUCGCUCACCUCGCUGCACAAUUUGGAAGGAGAGCCUCCAAAGUACCAGCAUGUCCGCCCCCGCUCCACUAGCGAGGCUGUGCCCGCAUACGGCAGAGACGACUCGUUCAGAACCAGAAGCAAACCUCAGUUCGGUCAGAACGGUGCCGAAGAACUUUCACCCCCACUGCCGGAGGACGACAUUGACCUCUACCCGCCCGUGGCCGGAAUGUCCUCCCUGGAUUUUGAUCCCAUGUCCUUCCAGUGCAGCCUGGCCUCUGCGACUCCUCGGGCACCACGCCACAGGGAGGGGCACAAAUUGAGGAGGGGCGAGUCAGAUGCCGCCACCUCUCCGAGCAAUGUCGAAAGCCCUGCGCAGUUUAGAAAAGCGGAGACGCGUGAAGCUCGGACGGCAGACGGGAAAGAGCUCCGAGCGCCUUACCGACAUUGCAGCCCACGCAGUUUAGCGGGCCAAGCGUCAGCACAAACAGACUCCGCACAGACCCUGCCAGAUCCAGGAGCAGAUAGACUUAUGAGUUCAGUGUCUAUUCUCCCUCCUCACCCUUCCCCGACGAGCGCCGCACGCAAGCUGGCUCUGGCGCUGGCCGAGUCGGCGCAAAAGGCCAGCGGCGGCUCGCAGAGAAGAAGAAACCACCCGGCUCGCCCUCUCCAAAGACAGGAAGCUCAGGACAGACCCGCUCGGCCCUCGGCCCUCGAUCUCAAGCCGUGCCCGCAAGCGAACGCGGGCUCCCCCCAGUGGCAAACGCCGUUGCACCUCCUGUCCGCGCAACUCUACUCGCAGGCAGCGGACGGACCAGAGAGUAACUUCACGCCCAAUGUCAGCCCGCUCGGCUCGGGCAGCCUGGACUCCCGGCAUGGCGACGUCACGCCGGAGGAACCCACCUAUCAAAGUGUGGGCGUCUCAACUCCCACCGAGCACAUCUGCUCUCCCCACAGCCCCUUGACUUCCCCGGUGUACGCCAACACCGACUCCAUCAACAUCUUCAACUUCCGCGCCGUUCUCGCCGAGACCUCCGUGCCAGCCUCCAUCGACGAGGUCCUCCCGCGCCCUUUCCAGUCUCCGUCAUUCCGCCACUACGCCUACAGAGCGCUCGGCCCGUUCGACGACGUCUAUCGCAAUACGCGCCAUCAGCCCCCGCGUCAGAUUCACUGCGGACGACUAGCUCGCUGCCCUCAACCCGACGCUCUGCCCCGUCACCUCUCGGGCCCGAGACGUGUGUACAGGCAGUCCUCAGAAAGCCACUGCACUUCCUCUGAGUUAGGACCACCCCUGUCACCUCAAUACCGACGCUACUACCGCGGCGAGCACCUUAUGGGCCCCGGCCAGCGACAACAAGGCCACUGGCAGAGGUGCGAAGACGGCCCCGCCCUGCACCCCGCCAUCCGGAGGGCGCGCUCCUUCCACGCCCCGCAGACUAGUCGCUACGAGAUGGCAGCUCCUGAAGUCCUGCCCCCAGACUUUUAUCCUGAGCAGCAGGCGGCUUAUCAGAGGCUGCUUCAGCCCCACUUUGAGGACGUUCAUGUACAACAAGUGCUGUAUAACCCGUACCCGGACUUGAACCCUCGCGACUGCUCCCGAUAUCCUUUAGAACCUUUCCAACGCGACAGUAUCCGCCACGGUCAGCCUUACAGGACCCGGUCCACCAAGGAAAGAGCGCCGCCUGAGUUCUACUACUCCCCACGGUAUAGCCGCCCUCUGGAGAGGGAGCUGUUCAUGGACAGCGAGGACAUGGUUGAGAAUACAAAAACCUCUCCCUACGACAGUCCAGUUUCGCCGGCUGGCUCGACGGGAAGGGAGAUAAUGCACAUUAGGAGUAAGUCGGAUCCAGGAAACGGGAUACUGUCGGCCGGCAGAAGGGAAAGCCAAAGCGCCGACAAAGCCUUGUCGCCCACGGCUCACCAGCCGCGUCGCGUCCUCGUGAACGAGAACACCUCGCAGCAGCAGCAAGCGCCGCUUCGUAAGAUACCCUCACUGCCCGAGAAGGGCUUUGCCGAACUGGGCGACAGAAGCCAAGCGGACCCUUUCACGAAAGCUCGAGCUGGCAUCCUCAGGAGGCCCGAACGCUCGCAGAGCACCCGAGAGAAUCGCCACCAACAUCAUCAGCGCCUCGUCAACACGCCUGUGGACGACGAACACGCCGGAUCUUUUUCCUCUCACCCCAACAGAAGGACUCGGAGCACUAAAGUGCGGCCCACACAGUACGACCACAUGGCGGGGGGAUUUUCCGCAUUUCCCAGGCCUAAACACACAAGAUCCACUAAAGCUGGGCCAGGGUACUCGCCGGCCCCAGACGCCACCGCCAUAUCCUCCUCUUCCACCGCCACUCCCUACGGGAACAGGCUGCUGUCCAAGGCUCUGGCUCAGGAAGCUUUUUAUCAGUCGGCAGUCAGGACACAUGCCGGCGUCCAUGAGUGACGCCCACUGCUUUUUAUGUCAAUGCAUAGCGGCGCCAAAGGAGAAGAGCACUUUAUCCUCUGCCAGACCAUCAGACUGUUUUUUUUUACUUUUUUUUUUUUAAACCUUUCAUUGAACCUGCUGCUAGUGUCACCUUCGCCAAUGAAUCUUUCAUUUUGAGCAGGGCCGCGGAACCAAGUAUGGCCCAGACAUGACCCAUCAAGCAAUCCUACAAUACAAAGAAAUCAAACAUUGAUAUCUGCUCUUAUUUGUCACUAAGUCUGAAAUAUAAUUUUUGUUUCAGGUAGUACAUAUCUAAAAGAGUCAGUUAAAAAAACACAUAUUCCCAACAUCAGUUUUUAUAAUUAUUUUAAACUAUUUUAACCUUCAUUAUACAUCAAAUAUGAAUCAUAUUUUGGUGAUUUGUGUCUGCAUGUAUGAAAGAAACUGGGGCUACAAUUAACUGAAUAAUUUGAUGACAGAAAAGGUUGAAGCAAAGUCUCUGCCUCGAAACUUUGCAGGGAUCUUUUUAAAAAAAUGUUUUUGAGCUAGUUUAAUAUUGUAUAAUCGCUUAUGAGAAUGUAUUGUAGUGCCCGCAAGUGGUCUAGGCACUGGUGAUGAGGUGUUUUUUUUUUUUUUUUUUUUAAAUAAGAAAACGCGUAAUAACAUUUAUAUGCAAGCUGCUGAUGGCCACAGCUUGCUUGCAAUUGGUUGAAUUUGAAUCAGUUGAAGCCCAGGUUGCAGCCAGCCAUCUUGACUUUCUCAUUUGCUGAUGCCCAACGUCACUCAAUAGGCCAGGUUGCAGCUUUGAAAGCCACACAAACUCAGUCAUGGAUGUUACAUUAGAACGUAAAAUGGCAACCCCAGGUUUAAAAAAAACAUACAAAAAAAACCUGCAUUUCACAUGCAUCUUAUUAUUUUUCGUAACCGAUGGGAUGAUCAGUAGUGUACUCAAUUCUAAAAAUAUUUGAUCGCUGCAACAAUUUCCUUCUUACAUAAUACAAUUCAUCUUUAUUUAUAUAGCACUUUCACAAUAACAGCAGCUGUCACAAAGCUUAACAUUAUCUGAUAUUAAGAGGCAUGCUUUGAAUGCGGAGGAGUCCAGCCAUCUUGAGGACAAAUUGAACAAUGGAAGAGUAGAAAUUGAACCGUUAACUGAAGGGAUUGUAUUUGCUUGUGUUUUGAUAAAUUUGUGUUGAUUUUUUAUUUGGGUGGGGGGGGGGGGGGAGAAUAAUUUGGAUAAAUUGAAUGGUCCGUGUUGGGACAACUGGUUGCCCAUCUCUGCUUUAGGGCUUUUCAAUUCAGCAGACAAAAUGGCUGUCAUGUUUUAAUUGCAUACAACCCAAGGGACGACAAGGUAAACUUUGAUUAUUUGGAUCUCAAAAUUACCUUCAGACCGUGUAUAGAAAAUGUCUUUUGUUUAAAAAGUGUCGUGCUAUAUGUUUUGUACAAUGACACGCAGCUAACUAAAAACAUGGCCAAUGUACUGUACUUGUCUCACUGCAGUCAGCUCAGACUGAAAAAUACUUUGUAAGAAGAAAACACAUUGUCUUAAUUUUGGACAUUGGUGUGACGUCGCCUUCAAACCUCUCGAUAGAAACAUCCGCUAUAUUUUUCUGCGUGAAAUUACAAAUGCUUGCUCGCUUGCUCAGAAUCGUCCCGUAAUGCAAAUGAGCACUUUUUCAAAACGAGAAUCAACCUCAUUGCAAUCGCCGACUUCUUUGAUGUUUUACGCCCUCGUGUAUACACAAUCCGCUCUGUCCCUUCGAUUGACGCAGCUCGCCCUCUGAGAAAAGUCUAUUUUUGUCUAAUGCUGUUUGUCACCCAAAUGGUGGAACUGUGACAUAACUGAUUAUUCUCUAUGUUUUACUCUAAAGUUAUGUAGAGGAGUUUAUUCUAAUAAGACAUGUUCAUUUCUAGUGCUUGUCUUCAAAGAGAGAAUAAAUAUAUUAUCAUGCAUUACAAA
Hippocampus comes (tiger tail seahorse) is the source of this 6893-nucleotide messenger RNA. RefSeq names its product Rho GTPase activating protein 32a (gene arhgap32a). Gene Ontology annotation, molecular function: GTPase activator activity; protein binding; phosphatidylinositol binding. Gene Ontology annotation, biological process: small GTPase-mediated signal transduction. NCBI's taxonomy places the organism in Eukaryota, Metazoa, Chordata, Actinopteri, Syngnathiformes, Syngnathidae. The record is from RefSeq and is a predicted model, not a curated record. Bases 422 to 4948 code for a protein of 1508 amino acids. Gene Ontology annotation, cellular component: Golgi apparatus; actin cytoskeleton; nucleoplasm. The transcript has 23 exons.